CCGGAAGUAAACAAGUUGGUUGGUUCACAGGUGACAGGUGAGAACCGAAAGUAAGCGUUUCGUUUCAUUUUCCCCUGCAAGUAGGAAUGUAUUGAGAGAAAAGAUUUGCAUUCCCCUGUUAACUGAAGAGUUGAAGCAAUGUUGUGGGAGUGAUGAUGUAAGAGAUGGGGGGUAAAGCCAGUAGUCUGAUGUGGUGUGACCAGCCCUGCCAAAGGUUCCUCCUACAUCUACAGCUACAAGUUACCUCCCCCUAGUUUUAACUGCAACUGGACUGACCUUCACUACGCAGCUAGUCAUGGAAACAUUUCAAGAAUACAAGAUCUCAUAAACAAAUCAGGAACUAGAAGUCUGAACCAUCAGGACUACUAUGGUAAGACUCCAUUGUAUUGGGCAGCCUAUAAGGGAUACAUGUCCUGUGUGGAAGAACUCCUUAAAUAUGGAGCAUUAGUGAACAUUCACUGUCGGCAUGGAGGGACACCUUUACAUGCUGUGGUCGGACUCUACCCUGAAUGUGCCUUACUACUUAUACAACAUGGUGCUAAUGUAAACCAGGUGGACAAUUGGGGUGUGACACCAAUGUACCUUGCAGCAUCCAGUGGUCAACUGGAGGUCAUCAGGUACCUGUUGGCAGCUGGGGCUAAACCUUCAUUCAAAAACAGGAAGACUGGUGAUAUUCCAAAACAACUGGGUGUUCAUAAGCAGUUCUGUGAUUGGCUAGUGAAGUUAUCAAAGAACCCACCGUCCCUUCAGCAGUUGUGUCGGACCAAGGUCAGAGAGAGGCUUGGCGAGCCAUUGAUGCUCAAGAUGGACACAAUGAACAUGCCAACUAAAAUAAAGGCUUACAUUUCACUGGAGGAGUUCAGCUGGUCUCCAUAAUCUUUAUACGCAUAUUUAUUUUGAUAAUCUUAAUUAAGAGGAGAUUGAUUUUAAUUAUAUCAAUUGCCAGAUAAUCAUACUGUAACUGCUAGGUUUUUUAUUUUAUCUAUACGAAUACUAUACAUGGAAUCUUCCGUCGCAGUGUCACUUUACCCCCAAUUAGCCCUAUUGACAUGAGAAGUCCAACUAAAGUUAAAGGCUAAAAUAAAGUGUAUAAUCAGAUAUUUUUUGCUUGGAUGGUAGUAGUGAUUACAAAUGUAGUUUGUACCUAUAACUAUACUUUGGUAAACACCAUCCAUCUGUUAUAAUUACUACACUGUUGUAUGUUGAUAAUGACCUUUAUUGUGACCUGUUCUGUCUGUCAUUACAUUUCCAGUAUUAUAUUUGUCAACAUUUAUUAUCCUCAAAUGUGAUAUCUUGUUGUCACUGAUGUAUUGAAUUGCUUCUUUGUAAAGUAAAUGUAUGUUUUGGUAUAUUUAGUGAAUAUAUCUACUGGUAUGUUCAAUAUGGUCCUUAAGUACAUGUAAAUCUGUGUUCAGAUAUCAUCCAUAAGUACAUGUAAAUCUGUGUUCGGAUAUCGUCCAUAAGUACAUGUAAAUCUGUGUUCGGAUAUCGUCCAUAAGUACAUGUAAAUCUGUGUUCGGAUAUCGUCCAUAAGUACAUGUAAAUCUGUGUUCGGAUAUCGUCCAUAAGUACAUGUAAAUCUGUGUUCGGAUAUCGUCCAUAAGUACAUGUAAAUCUGUGUUCGGAUAUCGUCCAUAAGUACAUGUAAAUCUGUGUUCGGAUAUCGUCCAUAAGUACAUGUAAAUCUGUGUUCGGAUAUCGUCCAUAAGUACAUGUAAAUCUGUGUUCGGAUAUCGUCCAUAAUUACAUGUAAAUCUGUGUUCGGAUAUCAUCCUUAAGUACAUGUAAAUCUGUGUUCGGAUAUCAUCCAUAAGUACAUGUAAAUCUGUGUUCGGAUAUCGUCCAUAAGUACAUGUAAAUCUUAUAGGUAAGUACAUGUAAAUCUGUGUUCGGAUAUCGUCCAUAAGUACAUGUAAAUCUUAUAGGUAAGUACAUGUAAAUCUGUGUUCAGAUAUCAUCCAUAAGUACAUGUAAAUCUGUGUUCGGAUAUCGUCCAUAAUUACAUGUAAAUCUGUGUUCGGAUAUCAUCCUUAAGUACAUGUAAAUCUGUGUUCGGAUAUCGUCCAUAAUUACAUGUAAAUCUGUGUUCGGAUAUCGUCCAUAAGUACAUGUAAAUCUGUGUUCGGAUAUCGUCCAUAAGUACAUACAUGUAAAUCUGUGUUCGGAUAUCGUCCAUAAGUACAUGUAAAUCUGUGUUCGGAUAUCGUCCAUAAUUACAUGUAAAUCUGUGUUCGGAUAUCAUCCUUAAGUACAUGUAAAUCUGUGUUCGGAUAUCGUCCAUAAGUACAUGUAAAUCUGUGUUCUGAUAUCAUCCAUAAGUACAUGUAAAUCUGUGUUCGGAUAUCGUCCAUAAGUACAUGUAAAUCUGUGUUCGGAUAUCGUCCAUAAGUACAUGUAAAUCUGUGUUCGGAUAUCGUCCAUAAGUACAUGUAAAUCUGUGUUCGAAUAUCGUCCAUAAGUACAUGUAAAUCUGUGUUCAGAUAUCAUCCAUAAGUACAUGUAAAUCUGUGUUCGGAUAUCGUCCAUAAGUACAUGUAAAUCUGUCUUCUGAUAUCUUUCUUGUAAAGGUAACAUCUUAGCUUUAAGGUACAUAUUUCGAAAAUGAACUUCAACCUUUUUAUCAUAAUUUAAAGUUAUCAUAAGUACAAAAAAAUAGAUAUGAAAUGUUCUGAGAUGAAGGCCUUUUCAAGUUUGUUAAAUAAUGUUAGUGUUAACAAUGUCUCUGAUAACUGGUAUUUUAUACCAGAAUGAUAACAUACAAUAGGUCCACAUACUUAUAAUGUAAACUAGUACACCAAACUAAAUACAUGUUGCCAGUACUGAAGUUCUUGUAUUUACAAACAAUGUUAGAUAGCAAUGUGUCUGUGUAAUUGUCAUAAGUAUGUGUGAUAUAUAUAGUCUAUUUUAAAAUUUUAUUUUAAGUAUCCACCAAAAUUAUGUGAAUGUGAAUGCCCGGUAUGCUUAAUAAUUAUACCAUUGUGAUUGUUAUAUGUAAUUGGAAACGAUAGUAACAUUGAUCAUGACACUAUUGUAGAUCUAAAUAAUAUCUGGGUGUUGCAAUAGCUCAGUCUGUUAAGAGUGCCGGCCAAGUAACAUCAGGUAAAAAUAUGAGGUGCAUGGUUCAAUGCUCUCUAAAUGUGUCGGUUUUAGUUUCUCAGGAAGCUAAUAAAUGUGUUGGUUUUAGUUUCUCAGGAAGCUAAUAAAUGUGUUGGUUUUAGUUUCUCAGGAAGCUAAUAAAUGUGUUGGUUUUAGUUUCUCAGGAAGCUAAUAAAUGUGUUGGUUUUAGUUUCUCAGGAAGCUAAUAAAUACGCCUUUUUGUGCUGUCGUGGUUCUGUUCUUGGGUUAGACAAUUUACUGUACAUUGGUCUGGCUGUUCAAGGGACGAUAAACCUAUCAAUUAAACAGA
This is a messenger RNA of Pecten maximus, 3406 nucleotides long. RefSeq names its product ankyrin repeat, PH and SEC7 domain containing protein secG-like. The record is from RefSeq and is a predicted model, not a curated record. Gene Ontology annotation, molecular function: protein binding. NCBI's taxonomy places the organism in Eukaryota, Metazoa, Mollusca, Bivalvia, Pectinida, Pectinidae. Bases 409 to 876 code for a protein of 155 amino acids. Gene Ontology annotation, biological process: intracellular signal transduction. The transcript has 5 exons. Gene Ontology annotation, cellular component: cytoplasm; nucleus.